AUGCUUCCCCGUUCGAUACCAUUGAGGGGCCUGGCUCGGCCCCCCUGCACUAUUGUGCGCAGACCGGUCACGCCUCGAUGGAUUCCCUCGGUCAGUCUCCCUAGUAGGAGAGUUCACCACCUGCUGCGAUCCGUCGCCUCGACCUCCUUUCCCUCUCGCUCGUUGAGCACGACCGCCUUCCCUCAGGCGCAGCACGAAAAUGCCGCGCCAAUUCCUCCCUCGGAAGAUCGGCCGCCCCAGACCUUGACGGAGAAGAUCGUGCAGCGCUACGCCGUCGGUCUCCCCGAGGGCAAAUACGUCCGUAGCGGCGACUACAUCAGUCUCGCCCCCCAGUACUGCAUGACCCAUGACAACUCGUGGCCCGUCGCGCUCAAGUUCAUGUCCAUGGGAGCCACGCAGGUCCACAACCCCAAGCAGAUCGUCAUGACCCUGGACCACGACGUCCAGAACACCAGCCCCUCGAAUCUCCAGAAGUACCAGCAGAUCGAGAACUUCGCCAAGAAGCACGGGAUUGACUUUUAUCCUGCCGGCCGGGGUAUUGGACAUCAAGUGAUGGUGGAAGAGCUGUAUGCCUGGCCGGGAAGCAUGGCGGUGGCCUCGGAUAGUCACAGCAACCACUACGGUGGAAUUGGGUGUCUGGGAACCGCCGUGGUGCGCACGGAUGCGGCCAGUAUCUGGGCCACGUCGCGAACGUGGUGGCAGAUCCCGCCUGUCGCAAAGGUGACAUUCACGGGGAAGCUGCCCGUGGGCGUGACAGGUAAGGACGUGAUUGUCGCGUUGUGCGGUCUGUUCAACAGCGACGUCCUCAACCAUGCGAUCGAGUUUACCGGCUCGCCGGAGACCAUGGCCAGUCUGCCCGUCGACAGCCGACUGACCAUCGCCAACAUGACGACCGAGUGGGGAGCGCUCACCGGUCUGUUCCCCAUCGACGAGACCCUGAAGCGCUGGCUGCGGUACAAGGCCACGGAGGCCGCCAUGCUCGAGGACCGCAACACCCGCGAUCGUAUCACCCACGAGAAGGUGGAGGAGCUGUUCGCCAACCCCUUGACGGCGGACCCUGACGCUCAGUACGCGAAGCAGCUCUACCUCAACCUGUCCACCCUCUCGCCCCACGUCUCCGGCCCCAAUUCCGUCAAGGUGGCAACGCCGCUCAACGAGCUCGUCCAGCAGCAGAUCAAGAUCAACCGGGCCUACGUCGUCUCUUGCACCAACUCGCGUGCGUCCGACAUCGCCGCCGCCGCUAAGGUCUUCAAGGAUGCCGCCAAGUUGAACCCCGGCGUGACCCCCAAGAUCGCCGACGGCGUCAAGUUCUACAUCGCCGCCGCGUCCGCGCCCGAACAGGAAUCGGCCGAGCACGCCGGCGACUGGCAGACUCUGCUCGAUGCCGGUGCGCAGCCGCUGCCCGCCGGAUGCGGACCCUGCAUCGGUCUCGGCACCGGACUGCUGGAGCCCGGCGAGGUCGGCAUCAGUGCCAGCAACCGUAACUUCAAGGGCCGCAUGGGCUCGCGGGACGCGCUCGCCUACCUGGCGAGUCCCGAGGUCGUGGCGGCCAGCGCUCUCAGCGGCAUCAUCGACGGCCCCGGCGCCUACCAGGUGCCGGAGGACUGGACCGGCGUGGACCACGGAUUCGGCAGCGGCAUGCCCGCCACCACCGAGAACGAGCUCACCAACUUCUUGGAGCAGAUGGAAUCCCUGAUCGACCGGGUCGAGUCCGCCGGCGGUGCCAGCGACGCCACCAAGUCAGCCACGGAGAUCCUGCCCGGCUUCCCGGAGAAGGUCACCGGCGAGAUUGUCUUCUGCGACGCCGACAACCUCGACACCGACAACAUCUACCCCGGAAAGCUGACAUACCAGGACAACGUGUCCAAGGAGGACAUGGCUCAGGCCUGCAUGAUGAACUACGACCCCGAAUUCAAGAACACCGCCAAGCCCAGCGACAUCCUCGUCGCCGGCUUCAACUUCGGCUGCGGCUCCUCCCGCGAGCAGGCGGCCACCGCCAUCCUGGCCAAGCAGAUCCCGCUGGUCGUGUCCGGAAGCUUCGGAAACAUUUUCGCCCGAAACAGCAUCAACAACGCGCUGAUGGGGCUGGAGGUGCCGCGUCUGAUCGAGCGUCUGCGCGCGCAGUUCGCUCAGCCUGCGGACGCCUCGCAGCGUAAGCUCACCCGUCGCACGGGCUGGACGUUGACGUGGGACGUGAAGCGCAGCGUCGUCGAGGUCAAGGAGGGCGAGAACGGCGAAAGCUGGACGGAGCAAGUCGGCGAGCUGCCGGCCAAUGUGCAGGAGAUCAUUGCGGCCGGUGGUCUGGAGGCUUGGGUUAAGAAUGAGGUUGGAAAGACGGCGUAGAGGCAGAACAUGGGGCUGUUUGAAAAGGUGUGAAGCAUUAAAAGAUGUUUGAAUAAUUCAAUAGAACGAUUGUAUCAAUAUGAUAUCCC
This is a messenger RNA of Aspergillus steynii IBT 23096, 2432 nucleotides long. RefSeq names its product homoaconitase LysF (gene lysF). Gene Ontology annotation, molecular function: homoaconitate hydratase activity; 4 iron, 4 sulfur cluster binding. The transcript is spliced from 2 exons. Gene Ontology annotation, biological process: L-lysine biosynthetic process. The record is from RefSeq and is a predicted model, not a curated record. Lineage: Eukaryota; Fungi; Ascomycota; Eurotiomycetes; Eurotiales; Aspergillaceae. Bases 1 to 2343 code for a protein of 780 amino acids.